AUGCAUUCAAAGACAGAGCCUGUUGGGAGUAUCAAACCCUCACAAGAUGUCGCAGCUGGGGAGAUUGACACUGUUUCCCAUACUAUAUGCUACACUCGAUACAACUCACCAUUCUGGCAGAUUGUGAUUGUCAGCUUUGUCGCAUUUGGAUGCCCGGGAAUGUACAACGCACUCUCUGGGAUUGGGGGCGGUGGCCAGCUGGACACUACCACGCAAGCUAAGGGUCACAUCGCUCUAGCUUCUGUCAGCGCUGCGGGGAAUCUUUUUGUGGCGCCGGUUGUCACUAACGUACUGGGGCCCAAAUGGACAAUCCUCGUUGGAGGCCUACCUUACGUGCUUUAUGCCGGUUCCCUUCUGGCAUAUACCCAUACUGGGAGCCAAGGCUUUGUUAUUGGCAGCAGUGCUGUGCUAGGAAUCGGAGCGUCCCUGCUGUGGAUCUCGCAGGGUGCCAUUAUGACAGGCUACCCAUUGCCACAACAGCAAGGAAGAAUGAUUGGCAUCUUCUGGAUCAUUUUCAACUUGGGUGGUUUCUUGGGAUCAAUGAUAUCUUUCGGCCUGAACUUUCACUCAAAGUCUGGCACCGUUUCCGACUCGACAUACAUUGCCUUCAUGUGCAUUAUGGCUGCCGGAUGUGCUUGCUCACUUGGUCUUCUCAAGCCGUACAACGUCAUUCGUGAAGACAACUCACGCGCUGCCACUCGACGGGCUCCCCGGGUCUGGGAUGAAUUUUUGGGUGUGAUGAAGAUUCUCAAGGAUUGGCGCGUAAUUUCCCUUAUUCCGUUCUGGAUGGCUGCGAACUAUGCCUAUAAUUACCAACAGAAUACUUUCAACGCUAAAUUGUUCACGAUCCGCACCCGCAGCUUCAAUGGUGCCAUGUACUGGCUAGCACAAAUGGUUUCCAGUUAUCUUUUUGGCCUUUUCCUCGACAACAAGUUCAUGAACCGUCGCAUGCGCGGAAUAUGGGGCUUUAUUAUUACUGCCGUUAUCUCCAUGGCUGUAUGGUCCGGGGGUCUGGCGGCGCAGCUCAAGCGGGCUCCCAAUAGCGACUAUUACCCUCUUAAUGAGAUGGAUCUUAUCACAUCUGGCUCCAAAUAUGCUGGGCCGUUCUUGCUUUACUUCUUCUAUGGAAGUUUUGAUGCGGUGUGGCAGACGCUGGUAUACUGGACUAUUGGCUAUCUAUCUCACGAGUCUCCCGAACAAGCGGCUCGCUAUGUGGGUGCUUUUAAGUGUAUGGAGGCGGUCGGAAGCGCGAUCGCAUCCAAAGUGAAUUCUGACAAAACAAACUACAACAUUGAAUUUGCUGUCGACUGGGCUUUUGUUGUCUUUGCCUUGAUUUGGGCCAUACCGUUUGUGAUGUCGAUCAGGGAUGUUCCCGCCCACGAUGGACAAGAGACGGAGUACGUGGCUCAGCCAAAGGAUGAAGAGGCGCGUCCUUGA
Messenger RNA from Penicillium longicatenatum, 1437 nucleotides. RefSeq lists its product as uncharacterized. Bases 1 to 1437 code for a protein of 478 amino acids. The record is from RefSeq and is a predicted model, not a curated record. NCBI's taxonomy places the organism in Eukaryota, Fungi, Ascomycota, Eurotiomycetes, Eurotiales, Aspergillaceae. The transcript has 4 exons.